Talaromyces atroroseus is the source of this 2025-nucleotide messenger RNA. RefSeq lists its product as hypothetical. Lineage: Eukaryota; Fungi; Ascomycota; Eurotiomycetes; Eurotiales; Trichocomaceae. Gene Ontology annotation, cellular component: nucleus. The record is from RefSeq and is a predicted model, not a curated record. The transcript has 4 exons. Bases 1 to 2025 code for a protein of 674 amino acids. Gene Ontology annotation, molecular function: mRNA 5'-cap (guanine-N7-)-methyltransferase activity. Gene Ontology annotation, biological process: 7-methylguanosine mRNA capping.
AUGGCCGAGGGGCCAACUGGCGACGCCCGGCGUGCGUCCAUGUACGAUCCAGCCCGGGACAUUUUUGCAAAGGAGCAGGAACAUGACGGCUCGGCAGAACGCGACAACUCUACCGGCCUGGACAUUACUGCUGCACAAACCACCGAAAGCUCGCAUCCUGCUCGUUCCACGACGACCAGCAACGCUCCACUCCCAACGGCACUAGUAGUCGAAAGCAAGACUGCAGUGGCUCCCAAGCAAAACGAAGCUUUUCUCGAAGAACAGCAUUCUUCUGUCACUGAGAAUUCUUCCGCUUCGAAACGUACCCAAGACCCCUCGCUUUCCAUUUCUCCUCAUUCCUCAAACCGACCUUUACAAAAGACUGUCUCAAUGGCUGAUCAGACGCACCCGCCCCAGUCAGUUCAAAAUGAGACACGCGGUCAUAACGGUUCGGCUGCAGCGGAGCCAGGGCAAUCCUCGCCGGCUGCAAAAAGAAAAAUCGCGGAAGAUGAGCCGGGCGUAGAUGCGACGAGCCGGAAUGCUAGGCAGCAGCAGCCUUCGAAACGCAGACGCCGUGAAGAGCGACCUCAGAGGGCGCCGAAGCGUGAAGCUCCCUCAGCCUAUUCCCGAAGAGAUCGUUCCCCAAAAUCUCAUCAGCAUAGGGAUUCGCGAGAUUCUCGCUCCGCAUCUCCAGGAAGAAGAGCAGCCGACCUCCGGAGAUCUCGCUCACCGUUGCCUCGCGAACGAUCAGUGACGCCCGAAGCCGAAGCUCGCCAGAGAAAACGACCCGGUGGCGGAGCACGACUUGGAACUACUGGGAAAGAUGUGCUACGGCGACGGCAGGAAGAGCGAGAACUCGCUCAACAACGAGAAGUCGAACGAGAUCUACGAGACCGCGGUGUUUCCGAUGUUGUUCGUCAACACUACAAUGCCGUUCCUGAGCGCGGACGAGAAUGGAGAAAGACGGAUAGCAAGAUAAAGGGGCUUCGAAGUUUCAAUAACUGGAUCAAAAGCACUGUGAUACAAAAAUUUUCACCCGAUGAAGAAUUUUUAGCCAGCAAGACGGGGAGCAAAGAGUGGGCUCCUGAAGCCGGGGGUCCUCCUACUGAAAGAAAGAAGCUCCUGGUAGUCGAUUUGGGCUGUGGUAAAGGAGGCGAUCUCGGCAAGUGGCAGCAGGCCCCUCAGCCAGUCGACCUCUACGUUGGAUUGGACCCCGCCGAAAUAUCUAUUGACCAGGCCCGAGGCCGCUACAAUGAUAUGAGAAAUAAUCGCAACCAGAGAAACCGACGCGGCAAUCCUCUCUUUCAUGCGGAGUUCUAUCCCAAGGACUGCUUUGGCGAAUGGCUAGGUGAUUUGCGUAUCAUACAAGAAGUGGGCAUUGACGCCAAUGUCGGCCCUAACUCCAACCUUAUGAAUGCACGAUGGGGUGGUGGUGGGUUCGACGUCGUUGUCAGCAUGUUUACGAUGCAUUACGCCUUUGAGUCUGAGGAAAAGGCGCGACAGAUGCUGCACAAUGUAUCCGGUGCCCUCAAAAAGGGUGGACGAUUCAUAGGCGUUGGGCCGAACUCAGACGUGAUUAGUGCGAAAGUGGCUGAGUUCCAUAAAAAUCGCAAAGCACAAAAGGAAAACAUUUCCAAAGGAAAUGGGGAUGCCCCAGAGGAUGGGGAGGUGGAAGAUGACCAGAGUCCAGAAUGGGGCAAUGGCAUCUAUCGUGUACGAUUUCCUGGCAAGACUCCUGAUGAUGGGGUAUUCCGUCCACCAUUUGGCUGGAAGUAUAGCUAUUUUAUGCAGGAGGCAGUUGAAGAGAUUCCUGAAUACGUCGUGCCAUGGGAGGCCUUCCGAUACCUCACUACAGAGUACAACCUCGAACUCAUAUACCGUCGGCCAUUCCUAGAGAUCUGGGACGAAGAAAAAGAUGAUCCAGAACUCGGGCCGUUAAGUGAACGUAUGGGCGUACGUGGUCGCGGAGGCGGACAACUUCUUGUCAGCGACGAAGAACUCGAGGCAGCUAGUUUCUACCAUGCUUUCGUCUUCCAGAAAAUCUAG